Molecule: messenger RNA, 1873 nt
Organism: Rhodofomes roseus
Lineage: Eukaryota; Fungi; Basidiomycota; Agaricomycetes; Polyporales; Fomitopsidaceae
Exons: 2
Coding region: 95-1852 (585 amino acids)
Source: RefSeq, a predicted model, not a curated record
GAAAGACAUCAUGUUUGCGAUUCGCAAGCAGUCGGCACCUGUAACUUGAAUUCUCUUCGACCAAGUACUGUACGCGCGCUCAAGUGAUGAAUCGAUGAGGCCCAAAACGUACGCGGCGUACUUACCUCAUCGUACCCCUUCGACCUCAGUCAUUCCUUCCAACAUGCCAGCUCACAGAGCCCUCGUCAUCUCCGACAUACUCUUCGCCAUCAGCGAGGCUCUGCGAUCGGAUGGUCCUGAUAGGAAACAAAUGCGACAAGGGCGAGUGGCACUAGCACAGGUGGCUCGUGUAUGCAGGGCAUUUGCGGAGCCUGCGACAUCCGCUCUCUGGAGCCACAUCGACAACAUCGGACCUUUGUUGGCGUUGUUUUCGUGCUCUCGGAAGCUGUGCUGCCCCCCGCGUCAGCCUGGCCUAGCCAGCAACGACGGCUCGGAUUGCACUGGUGCUAGGCUCAUGCCCGAGGAUUGGGACGACGAAUAUGUAGCACACGCUGCCCAACCCUUGCCACGAUUUCUAUGGGUCAUCUCCGGCGAGAUCACCGAUGAAGAAUGGUCCCGUUUUCAGCACCUUCUAGCAUAUAUCCGCAGGUGCUACGAUGAUGAUCGGUCCGCCUCUGGCAUUUGUGUCCAUCCCACAGCGCUCACACAAUUCCACCGUCGCAACGAAGGCAGGCCUCUCCUCCCGAAUGUCGUAGAGUUCUGCUGGAAGCAAUGGUCCCUGAAUGACACCAGCCUUCUCACUCUCCUCCCCCCUUCACUCCGAGUCCUCGACCUCAACUUCAGCUCCUUUUUGUGGUAUAACAAUACAUUCACGAACCCCGAUGUGCGCGCCAAGCAAGCGCAAACCCUGCAUAGGCUUCUCCAAGACAUCUGUAGCAGAGGAGAUAAUCUCGAGUCCAUCGUCUUGCGCGGUCACGUGGAACCACGGUUACUAGAUCCCUUGAACAACCUUCCGAACCUGCGACGAUUAGACAUGUCUCGAUGUCCCGGCCUCUCAGCCAGCAAUCGUAUUCUCUCUCAAACAUUCACCCAACUGCGCCGCCUACGGAGACUCCGCCAUCUGUCGAUCGAUGUACAGGGAGUGUAUGCCGAGGUCAUGCACAUGGGUUAUCUGGGCGACUUCCCACAACUACAGUCGCUUUAUCUAGAAGCAGACAUGUUAGGAGCCAUUCAGACGCUAACAGCCAUGAAUCUUCCCCAUGUCCAAGUUCUCACAAUCAGCCUGGGCGGACGGACCGAGUUUACCGUGGACCAACUCAGCGCGGAACUCUCUGCCCUACGGCUCCCCGAGCGACUGCCGCACUUGAGUUUCCUCACUGUGCGAGGUGUGCUCGUCCAGAACGAAGAAGAAGACUCCGUGGUUCAUGUACUGCGUCCGCUUUUUGGACUGCGGGAGCUCGAGAGCCUUGAAAUGACAAUGCAUUGCGUCCAGGGUCCACUGCUCGGUUUAGCCGAUGAAGACGUUUGCAUUAUCGCGCAGAGUUGGCUAAGACUCGCCGAUUUCCUUGUUGACACUACACCGCUCUCAUACCAAUCGUAUAUGGGAUCCCAAAUUCCGCGUCCAUCGGUCACAGCGCUCGUCCAUUUCGCGAGACACUGUCCACAGCUGCAGAACCUCACUCUGCCUACGUUCAAGGGUGGCGUGCUACCCGUGCUGCCGACUAUCACUCCCCAUGGCCUACGGACGCUAUCUAUCACUCAGACACUCGAUGUCAUGGUGGAUGCCGAAGAAAAUCUUGCCCGCCAGCUCCAUACAGUAUUUCCCAAACUGCUGCCGGUCGCUAGUCCGGAGGCGUGCCUCAAGUGGCACAACAUCAUGGAGCGCCUGGACGAGAUUCGGCAAGGAUCAUGAAGUUUCAUUUCUUAUGCUGAA